AUGAUUCGCUACCUUUUAUACUUCCUCAAUAUUUACUCGGUCUACGCCCACCCGGUUAACAUCGCCAUCGCGGCUCCCGUUAGCCUUCACGUCAGCCCCGCCGGUUCACUCGGGCUCUUAUGGAGCUCGAUCGGGCUUGCAGUUCUCACUUCUUUCAUGCAGGGCCUCGCCGUCACUGUGGUGACCAUAGCUGAGGAUCAAGACAUGUGGACUUUCCGUUUCCGCAUCGCGCGUUACGAACAUCUCUGGUGGACAGUCAUAUCCAGCUUGCUUUCCAUCUCAUUCAUCCUCAUUGUCGUCUCGUUCCUAUCCGGGAAUAACAGCGACUCCCUCGGCAUACUCGCACUCUCCACAACCACAUCCAUUGCCAUCGUUAGGUACACCAUCCCUGCAUGGCGGAACAAAUAUUUUGUACAGAGUCGCUGGCUGGCAUGGACAGGGAAAAGUCGCACGGCGAUUAAGGCAGUGUUUGGGAGCAUUGUCGGCAAUGCUGAUCGAUGGAACCGGAUUGCUUCCCUUGCACCUCCAAAUCACCUUAUCGCAACCCCCUCAGAUGAAUGGGGCUGGGCGAUCAAUCCGCCCUCAGGCAUAGGCGCGGAUCCAACCUCAUUAUUAACUUCAUCGCUCUUGGACGACGAAACCAAAAAUGAGGCGACUCUCGCGUCUUGUAUCUAUGACGAUGGAUAUCAUCAUCAUCUUGGCGGUACUGUAUCGCUUCUAUGGGGCCAGGACAUUGGCUUUCGCCCCCGCAUAUCCCGAGCAAUCAACAGUAUGCCUCGCACACUCAGCCACUCUAGGCCUUUCACGAACGCCGGAUACAAGGGCGAGGGAAUCUGCCUCGCGAUGGGUAUCCUGGGACGAAAUAAAGGUUUGCGACCUUUUCUGCUCGUCUUCGAUCAUCGGGACAGCAGAAAAAAGCAGCGAGGAAUUAAAUUCAAGUCGAAUAUCAGUACCACAACGCACCUCGAAAACACAUCCGUCUGGUCCCCACGUCCGAACAAAGUCAUGAGAUCGUACUACGAGAAGGCGGCCGUUGAGCAAUUUGGUGGUCUUGGUAACGACUUUGUUGGCGCAGCUGUUGAGCUCGCCGUGUUAUUACUCGAUUGUCCGCCAAAAGCUGCGAUGAGAUGGUUAUCAAGAAAUCUGGAGCAGCAGUCAUUGGAACUGAACAUCCUGAUGUCUGGUCGGGACCCUACUCACCUCGACGCCACAGCUAGCCCAGCCCAACUACAAACAUUGUACCGCGCGAGCUACACAUCCAUGAUUCUAUCCCUCAACUAUUUCCCAUCCAAUCCAGGCUACGGCGAUUUUGCUCGCCCCGACCUUAUCUGCUUCGCACUUCUCUGGCUGGCUGAUGGAGCUGUCGAAGAAGUCGAAAUCACUACUGACUCGGGUCAGAAGAAGGUUCACUAUUAUACUGGGAAAGGUGCAGAAGAACCGACGUGGUGGGAGCAGGACAUGGCUUUUGGGAUUGACUAA
Molecule: messenger RNA, 1479 nt
Organism: Laccaria bicolor S238N-H82
Lineage: Eukaryota; Fungi; Basidiomycota; Agaricomycetes; Agaricales; Hydnangiaceae
Exons: 2
Coding region: 1-1479 (492 amino acids)
Source: RefSeq, a predicted model, not a curated record